AUGUCUCUUCAGGGAUCGAACGACAAGGAGAAGCUUGAGAGCCUCUGCAAGAAGACCUACAAGGAGCAGGCCGUGUGGUUCCUCAACGCAUUCUGGGGAACUACGAAGGACGACGCUGAGAAGUUCUGGAAGUUCGUUGCCAAGUGCAUCGAGCUCGACACCGACAAGAAGGCGGCGGGCAGCGAUCUUGAUGAGUUCCAGGCCCAUCGCUUCCUCGAGCACUUCCAGGAGUCCAUGACCGUUCAGGCCAUGAGGGACCGGCUCAGGAACACCGGUGCCAUCAGCGCCGGCCAGUUUAAGCGCGUGCCUCUGACGCACAUGCUCACCUUCAAGUACAAUGUCGACUGGCACGAGCUUGUGAACGCUGUGCAGGGAGACCAGGAGGAGAUCCGCAAGGCCCAGAAGAUGCUGGACGAGGUGAACGCCGCGUUCAGCGAGGCCGAGAGCAAGAAGGAGGAGGCCACGGCCGCCCUCCACUCAGCCAAGCAGAGGGAGGAGGAGCUCAAGGCCGCCAAGGUCGAGCUCGAGGCCGCCCUCGCCGAGCUGAAGGCUCAGGAGGACGCCUACAACCACAAGACUGAGGACCUGAAGAAGAGGAGCGAGGAGGGCGGCGUCGUGCAGCGCAACAAGGCCAAGAACGAGCUCGCCCAGCACCUGGCCGAGGACCCCUUGCCGCUGCGCAAGGCCAAGAUCACCCAGGAGGCCGCCGUCAAGAAGACCGAGCGCGCCGCCGUGGCCGCCGAGGCCGCCGCGCAGGAGGCCGCCCGUGCCAAGGAGGCCGCCGAGGCCGCCUUUGCCGAGGCCAGCAAGCGGGUGGAGGAGGCCGAGGCCUACCUCGAGAAGGCCAAGAACUCGCUCCCGCACGGCGGUGUGUGGUGGAUGGAGAGGGAGCUGCAUGAGGCCAAGGCCUACCUGCCCAAGAGCAAGGGCGGCUUCAACCCCAGGGAGAAAUAA
Messenger RNA from Acanthamoeba castellanii str. Neff, 954 nucleotides. RefSeq names its product TolAlike protein. Bases 1 to 954 code for a protein of 317 amino acids. Gene Ontology annotation, molecular function: actin filament binding. The record is from RefSeq and is a predicted model, not a curated record. The transcript is spliced from 5 exons. Gene Ontology annotation, biological process: actin crosslink formation; parallel actin filament bundle assembly. Lineage: Eukaryota; Discosea; Longamoebia; Acanthamoebidae. Gene Ontology annotation, cellular component: cortical cytoskeleton.